This is a messenger RNA of Bombina bombina (fire-bellied toad), 1232 nucleotides long. Its product is annotated as secretory carrier-associated membrane protein 2-like. Bases 51 to 1046 code for a protein of 331 amino acids. The record is from RefSeq and is a predicted model, not a curated record. NCBI's taxonomy places the organism in Eukaryota, Metazoa, Chordata, Amphibia, Anura, Bombinatoridae. Gene Ontology annotation, cellular component: recycling endosome membrane; trans-Golgi network membrane. Gene Ontology annotation, biological process: protein transport. The transcript has a single exon.
UUUGAGUCUGAGGAGGGCUCUAGUUCUCCAGACUACCUUCUUCCAGAGCUAUGUCUGGCUAUUAUACCAACCCGUUCGCGGACCCAGUGGAUGUCAAUCCAUUUCAGGAUCCUUCUGUGACGCAAAUUACUUCUGGUAACCAUGGAAAUUUGGAGGAAUUUAAUCCCUUCACAGAAAAUUCCCAUCUGACAAACCCCAGUCAGAAAACUAUUCCAGUACAGCCUGUGGCGCCUUCCCAACCUUCUGUUCUUCAGCCGUCCGUUGAGCCAAGCCCGCAGGCUGUAGCAAUGGCAGCACAAGCGGGACUUCUACAGCAGCAGGAAGAACUGGACAGGAAGGCAGCUGAGCUGGACAAAAAGGAGCAAGAAAUGAGAAACAUAAAUAUUAAUUUAAGGCAGAAUAACUGGCCUCCUUUACCUCCAAAAUGUCCUAUUAAACCCUGUAUCUAUCAAGACUUCUCCACAGACAUCCCAGCAGAUUAUCAGCGCACCUGCAAGAUGGUUUACUACUUCUGGAUGUUACAUGCAGUCACCCUGCUCCUCAAUGUCCUUGCCUGCCUGGCAUACUUUACCAGCUACACCAGUGGGGCAGUGGAUUUUGGCCUGUCUAUCUUGUGGUUUGUCAUGUUCACUCCAUGUGCCUUCUUGUGUUUGUACCGGCCUUUAUAUAAAGCUUUCAGGACCGACAGCUCCUUUAAUUUUUUCCUGUUCUUCAUAAUAUUCUUCUGUCAGAUUGUAAUAUACAUCAUACAGACAGUGGGAAUCCCAGGCUGGGGAGACAGUGGUUGGAUUAUGGCUGUGUCUAUGUUAAAAACCAAUGUUGCUGUUGCAGUUAUUAUGAUGGUCAUGGCUUCAUUCUUCACAGUCUGUAGUGCUUUCUCUGUUUUCCUGCUCAAGAGGGUUCAUUCCAUGUAUCGUAGGACAGGAGCCAGCUUCCAGAGAGCACAGGAAGAAUUUUCCCAAGGCAUCCUCUCCAACCGUAAUGUUCAAAAUGCAGCUGCCGGAGCAGCCACAUCUGCUGCCAGAGGAGCUUUCCAAGGAAACUGAGCUACGAUACUUUCCCUUUCUCUCCCCAUUCUGGCUGUUCUGAAGAUCACCCCCUCCAGACUAAACAGCAUUUUUGAGAGUAAAAUCAGAUCGUAUCUCUCUUAAAGCACCUGAUCUCCUUCUUAAGCCUCCAGUAGCAGACUCCAGCACUCCACAUUUAAACCCCUCUCCUCCUCAAGCAAGGAA